ACAAGGUUCAGGGCCCGCCGAACCUCCCUUAAAGUGCCGACGACACAGCCAAGUUCACGAAGCUCAACAAUUUUCAGACGAUGUCCUAAAAAACCCUAAAAUUGCAGAGAAAACCAACCUCCAUCUAUUUUCUCGCUCGUAGUUUUGGGAGACCGAUUCGAUCCUGAGAUUGCAGAGAAAUAAAGCCAUUUUUUCCUAACCCUAAAACUUUGCAGGGAAAACACAUUAUGUAUCUAAUGGUGGCCUUCUAGCUUGUGUCGUCCGUAAAGGCUCAUUCUUUCUCAAUUGAUCAGCACCCCAUUAUUCUGCAACUUUCCAUUAUCAAACGUUCCUUCACCUAUAGAAAGAGGGCCAUUGCGAUGCUUGAACAGAUGAAAGGUCCAGGAGUUUGCCAGAGUGUUUUUGAGAAAACGUAAUCCGAACACUAGAGUUGCAGAGACACCCGGUCAAUGCAGGCUUGCGAACUGUUCAUAGAUGGUAAAAAAACGCUUUACUAUUACAUUUUCACAUUAGCUCCCAUUGUUCCGCAAUUCGUCAUGACCCAUUGUUCCCAUUCCCUAAAGAAAGCAGCUCAUAAAGUAUGCACUGUGUUAUUACAACCCAAAAACCGAACUUUUUCCACAAAUCUUUUGGAUGAGACCCUAACCCGAAAUUUCCAGGAAUGCCCAACUCUUUCCCCAAAUCUGUUGGCUCGAAUGCUAACUCUAAAUUUGCAGAAAAAACCAAUUUGCCACCAAAAUCCUUUGAACAAAAACCUAACCCUAAAUUUGCAGAGCAACCCGUUUCUUCACUGGCCAAGAGCCGUACAUGCCUCUGCUGAUUCCAUUCCAGAGGAGACUCCAUCAACCUCUGCUCACUCCGGUCCCCGAAUCUCUCGGUGUGCUCGAAAUGAAGCUGAAGAUGCUCUCUUGGACUAUCUCCACUGCACGAGAUGCUUAAGUUUCCCUGACGCAGAGCACAUAAGCAAGAAUUCACCCACUUUUAUUCACUACCUCUUAUCAAAAGUUGAGAACAAGCAAGAGAUUGGUCGCUCAGUUUCGAGGUUUUUACGAUACCAUCCCAUUAAUGAAUUCGAGCCAUUAUUUGAAAGCUUGGGGCUAAAACCUUGUGAAUUUGCCUCUCUACUCCCUCGUGGCCUUAUGUUCUUAAGUGAUGAUCAAUUAUUGUUAGACAAUCUCCGUGUUCUGUGUAAAUAUGGUGUUUUGCAUAGUGAGAUAGGGAAUAUGUACAAGGAAGAGAGAGAAAUUUUCAGGCAUGAAGACGGUGUCUUGCUUUCGAAGCUCAAAGCUUAUGAGGAGCUGGGUUUCAGUCAACCUACUGUUGUAAAGAUUGUGGCUUCUUGUCCUUCUCUUCUCGUUGGGAAUGUUAAUGAGGAAUUUUCUAGGUUAAUUGUAGAAAUUGAAGGUUUGGGUAUUGAAAAAGAUUGGAUAGGGGGUUUUUUAUCCCCAAAGAACAAGUAUAAUUGGAAAAGAAUGUGGAGAUUAUUGUCUUUUUUGGAAAGGAUGGGUUUCAAGAAGAGGGAAUUAGCUGAAGUUAUUGAGAAGCACCCAAAUUUCUUCUUCGAAGGUUCAGGAGAGAAUAUGUAUACUCUAAUUGCUCUAUUGAUGAAAUUGGGUUUUCACAUAAAUGAUAUCAUGAGCUUGAUUUGGAAUUUCCGGAGAGAUUCAAGCCCAAAUCUAGCGAAGAAUUUUUGGCAUGGGAUACAUUUCCUAUAUGAAGCUAGGUUAACAGUCGGGGAUAUAGUUAGGCUCGUGCACUCACACCCUCGUGUCUUGAGUUCAUGCACUUUAAAAAGGCCCAAUUCGGUGCAGAAACAGCUGAAUGUGGGGAUCAAACGUUUAGGCUUGAUAAUUUUAGAGGACCCAAAUCGAUUAAGAGAUUGGGGAUUGCGGACGAAGCUCCACCCAGUUUCUGGUCCCUCAGAGGAUGAGCUAUCAUUACUCAAGAAGACGCAGUUCUUGUUAAAAUUAGGAUUUGUUGAGAACUCAAAGGAGAUGGUCAAUGCUUUGAAGCAGUUUAAAGGCAAAGGGGAUGAAUUACAAGGGAGGUUUGACUGUUUAGUAGGAGCAGGAUUUGAACCUAAUGAAGUCUCUCACAUGACAAAGCUUGCUCCUCCAAUAUUGCAACAAAGCCAAGAAAAGCUCCGGAUAAAGAUAGAUCUCCUUGUAAAUAGAUUUGGGUAUCCUCUGAAAUGUUUGCUGCCUUAUCCCUGGUUUCUUUGUUAUGAUGUGGGAAGGAUCAAGCUUAGGUUUUCAAUGAAUGAAUGGCUCAAAGAGAAAGGGGUAACCAGCCACACAUCGGCUAUAGGUAGUAUUAUUGCCUGUUCAGAGAAGAGGUUUAUAGAGAGGUUUGUCAGUCUCCACCCUGAAGGUCUGGAGGUUUGGGAGGAAUUAAACACAUAGAUGAUUUUGGGAUGAGGUUUUAUCUUUCAUUUUGAUUAGUUGUCUCGAUUUGCAGAGAUAUAUGCAAGCUUUCAAUGAUUUAUCUUGUAAUCCUCACUUUGCAUCCUGUAUUUUUCUCUCUGCAUCUUUUAUCAAAAGGAUUCAUCAUACUGCGCAUGAUCUUGGCCAGAAGGCUAUAAAUUUUCAUGAUUAUACAAAUAGCCAAAGGAAAAAAAUGAUCCAGUACCUAUUUUUUUUGUUGUGUAGCUGGGGCUCUGUCUUGGUUCAAACUUGAAAGGAUUCUUUCCUUAUUUUUAAGGUGGCGUCCCUUGAGCAUAUUUUUUCAGGAGGAGGUCACACUUGUGAGGCUCUGAUUUUCUGAAAAUUUUCAUACCAAAAUGUUUGUAAGAGAACUAGUUUAUUUUGGAUUUGUUUGGAGAAGAAUUGAUGAUGUGAUAGUGAUUAGGGCCUUACAAAAUCUUACCAGACAUUCGAAGGUAUGGAGGUUGGGCAGGCAUUAAAGAAAUAAAUGUUCUUGGGAUGAGGUCUUAUCUUUCUAUUUGAUUCAAUUGUGUGGAUUUACUGAGCUAUAUGCAAGCUUUCACUGCUUUAUCUUCUAUUCCUUACUUUUUCCUUUAUGUUGUCUCUAUACAAUCUCUGAUUGAAAGGCACUUGAUCUUAGCCAGAGGGCCAAGAAAGGUAUACGGUUUCAUCAUCAUACAUUUUGCCGAGAAUAACAUAAGAUGGAUUCAUUAAACGGUUUCUCUGUUGUGUUGCUGACAUUUUGUCUAGGUACAAACUUGUAAGGUUUCAUUUUUAUGGGCUUCCUUGAGCUUAUUUUCUCUGAAGGAGGUCACACUUUCAAGGCUCUGAUUGGCUCAAAAUUUUCUUACCAAGGCAUUUAAACUUGGGGCAUGAAAAAACUAAAUCUAUUUUAGAUUUGUUUGGAGAAGAAUUGAUGGCGUGGAUGAGUGCCUAGGGAUUGGACAGGUUGAAUUUCUAUCUGAAAUGAGUUAAUCAAUUAAGUAUUGGUUUAGAGGGAAUAUGAGGUUGAGAUCCAAGUCAAACAUAAGAGAUUUUGGAUGGAGAAAAAGAAUGGAGUAUGCUAUUUGGUGUUAGCCUUUUCUUAGUGGAGUCAUGUGUUGUUCGUAUAGUGUCUUCCUAAUGUGAAUCCAAAUGAACUCUAUAACAAUGAGUUUGAAACAGUUUAUAUGGCAGGUUACGUUUCAGGAUUCUGCAAAGAUUAGCAUCGCUUGUGCUAUAUAAACGGAUACUGUUAAGUUAUAUGCCUGUCAACCAUGGCAAGAUUGGACCUCAGGUGAUCGAUGACAUUUUUUUGUUUUUUGGGUAAGAUCACAAACAUGACUUGAUUCGGAAAUCAACUGUUGCAUUGCGUUGGAGUGGAAGCUAGCCUCCCCUCGAAAGUAGUGAAUCCUCAAUUCCUCAUACACUCGUUGGAGUGAAAGAUGAUAGCUUCCACUCGAAAGUAGUGAAUCCUCAAUUCCUCAUACAAUCGAUGGUAAGUUUUGUGUUAUUCUUUCGUUUGGCUUUGUCCAUCUCAUUUUGUUAAUUGGUGUAUCAAUUCUUGUAAAAAUUUGUGAGGCAGAUAUUUCACAAUCGCUGAGGGUAAGGUAUCUAUAGGAUAUAACAGAUCAUUUUCUUCAAUCAUAUUCCACAGAAGUAAAUUAUCGUACCCAAUCUGGUCAUGGAUCUUAACAAGAGAAGAUCAAAAAGAAGGCGCCAUGAAGUGGACCCAAUACCCUGUCCAUGUGGCCAACUUAUAUGAAACAUUAAUUAAUGAUAUGAAUUUGAGGCUUUGAUCU
Messenger RNA from Amborella trichopoda, 4204 nucleotides. The record is from RefSeq and is a predicted model, not a curated record. NCBI's taxonomy places the organism in Eukaryota, Viridiplantae, Streptophyta, Magnoliopsida, Amborellales, Amborellaceae.